GAAUAAUUAAUUAAUUAAUCAUAUAUGCUUAUAUAAUUAAGUAUUAAUUGUAAUGGAUUUGUCAAGCAUUCUAGCGAAUGAAAUCGAAUCAAAGAAGUCCAAAUUAAAGGAUAGUCAAAAUAAAAAACAUAAGUUAAAGUUCAAGUUAAAGAGUAAUAAGAAGACUAAAAGUGACGUUGAAGAAGUGUCUACUAAUACCAUAGAUAAUGAUUUCGAGAAAAAUGUAGAUAGUACUGAAUGUACUAAUGGAGCUACAGGUACUGAAGGUUCAGUUUUAAAUAUAACUGAUAAAGAAGAAAAUAAUUCUGUGGUUGUUCCUUCUAAUGAAGAGGAUGCAGAAUUACUAAAUUCUAUAACCGAUGAACAAUUGCAUAAACACUUGGAAGAAUUCAAUGAGUUGUCAAAUGUUGAGGGUAAAGACAAACUUGAUAAAAUACGACAUUUACAAGUUUUAAUUCGAAUUAAUAAGCAAAAGGAGAAGUAUAAGGAAGUUCUUGAAAGUGAAUCAAAAUAUGUUAAUAAUUCCGAAUUGGUACACAUUGAUUUGAACGAGGUCAAUGACAUUGAAGAAGAUGGUAAGAAUAAGGAAGUACAUAUGAAGAUUAGAGUCAUAAUCAAGUCAUUAGUUAAAGAUUGGGAGAAUCAUGUCUUGAAAAAUCCUAAUAAUAUUCAAAGUGAACUACUUCAUGAAACUAAACGAGAUUUAGUACCUCUUCUAUAUAAAUUGAGAAGUUCUACAUUAAGUACUGAAAUGACUAUUUCACUACUAACAAUAUUAUACUAUGUUCAAAAUCAUGACUACAGAAGAGCUAAUGAAAGUUAUUUAAAGUUAAGUAUAGGUAAUGUAGCAUGGCCAAUAGGAGUGGAACAUAUUGGUAUUCAUGCUAGAAGUUCUGCUACAAGAAUUAGUGGUACCAAACAAGCAGCCAAUAUAAUGAUUAAUGAUAAAACAAAAAGAUGGAUAACGAGUAUAAAGAGAUUAAUUACAUCUCAAGAACUGAUUUAUACACAAUAAUAGAUAUAGGAAUAGCCAUUAAUAAUUAGCAAAAAGCAUUUAGCAUUUAGCAUUUAGCAUUUAGCAUUUAGCAU
This is a messenger RNA of Scheffersomyces amazonensis, 1089 nucleotides long. Its product is annotated as mRNA splicing protein. Bases 53 to 1015 code for a protein of 320 amino acids. The transcript has a single exon. Gene Ontology annotation, cellular component: U4/U6 x U5 tri-snRNP complex; U5 snRNP; U2-type post-spliceosomal complex. The record is from RefSeq and is a predicted model, not a curated record. Lineage: Eukaryota; Fungi; Ascomycota; Pichiomycetes; Serinales; Debaryomycetaceae. Gene Ontology annotation, biological process: generation of catalytic spliceosome for second transesterification step; RNA splicing.